Molecule: messenger RNA, 669 nt
Organism: Paramacrobiotus metropolitanus
Lineage: Eukaryota; Metazoa; Tardigrada; Eutardigrada; Parachela; Macrobiotidae
Product: 40S ribosomal protein S24-like
Exons: 5
Coding region: 158-565 (135 amino acids)
Biological process (GO): translation
Cellular component (GO): ribosome
Molecular function (GO): structural constituent of ribosome
Source: RefSeq, a predicted model, not a curated record
CCACCAAUUACACCUAUAAUACGUACGUACGUCAAAGCGAUUUUAUGCGGCUCGGAAAUUUGCGAUCAUAGAAAUUUUGAGGGAUCGUGGAAGUUCUUCGUGGUUUCUGGCCUCUUUAGAUCAUCUAGUUCAUCAGUGCUUUCCUGAUUUAUCGAAAAUGUCCGCGGACGAUUCCUCAGUUACGAUUCGGACCAGGCAUUUUAUGACGAACCGCCUGCUCAGAAGGAAACAAAUGAUUGUAGAUAUUAUCCAUCCUGGCCGAUCCACCCUGAAGCGUAAUGAAGUGAGAGAAAAGGUGGCCCGUUUGUACAAAACCACUCCAGAUACCGUUGUGGCAUUUGGAUUCCGUACGCAGUUUGGUGGCGGUCGUACCAAAGGAUUCGCCCUGGUCUACGAUUCAGUUGAUUCCGCCAAGAAAUUCGAACCCAAAUACAGAUUAGUUAGGAUGGGUCUCGCCGAAAAAGCAACAAAGGCUGGUCGUAAGCAGCGCAAGGAAAAGAAGAACCGUAUGAAGAAAGUCCGUGGUACCAAGAAAUCACAAGUUGGCGCUGGAAAGAAAAAGUAAACGAUUGGAUCUUUAUAUUUUUAUGAUGUUUCCGCGGAAUCUGUUGUCAUCGUUAUAAUUAUGUCGAAUCCUUAGAAAAUGCGAAUAAAAAAAAUCCAGCUUGA